AGAAGCGGCUGCAACGCCGAGCGGAGGAGGCAGGAACCCGAAAGCAAGCAGGGGCUGGGUGGGGACCAUGGCCGGGAUCACCACCAUCGAGGCGGUGAAGCGCAAGAUCCAGGUUUUGCAGCAGCAGGCCGAUGAUGCAGAGGAGAGGGCCGAGCGCCUCCAGCGGGAAGUGGAGGGAGAAAGGCGGGCCCGGGAACAGGCUGAGGCUGAGGUGGCCUCCUUGAACCGUAGGAUCCAGCUGGUUGAAGAGGAGCUGGACCGUGCUCAAGAGCGCCUGGCCACUGCCCUGCAAAAGCUGGAGGAAGCUGAGAAAGCUGCUGAUGAGAGUGAGAGAGGUAUGAAGGUUAUUGAAAACCGAGCCUUAAAAGAUGAAGAAAAAAUGGAACUCCAGGAAAUCCAACUCAAAGAAGCUAAGCACAUUGCAGAAGAGGCAGAUAGGAAGUAUGAAGAGGUGGCUCGUAAGUUGGUGAUUAUUGAGGGAGACUUGGAACGCACAGAGGAGCGAGCUGAGCUGGCAGAGUCCCGUUGCCGAGAGAUGGAUGAGCAGAUCAGACUGAUGGACCAGAACCUGAAGUGUCUGAGUGCUGCUGAAGAAAAGUACUCUCAAAAAGAAGACAAAUAUGAGGAAGAGAUAAAGAUUCUUACUGAUAAACUCAAGGAGGCAGAGACCCGUGCUGAGUUUGCUGAGAGAUCGGUAGCCAAGCUGGAAAAGACAAUUGAUGAUUUGGAAGAUAAACUGAAAUGCACCAAAGAGGAGCACCUCUGUACACAAAGGAUGCUGGACCAGACUCUGCUUGACCUGAAUGAGAUGUAGAGCACCCCAGUCCCAUCCUGCCGCUGCUCCUCCCUCUGACUCCGCUGAGGCCAGCCUGCCCGAAGCUGACCUUUAAACUGAGGGCUGACCUUUAACUGGAAGGCUGCUUUCUCCUUUCGCCACCUCUCCCACCCCCACCCCUGUGCCCUUUUCGCCAAACUGUCUUUGCCUCUCCCCAGAGAUUCCAUUUGGGCUAGAGGCUGAGCACCUUUGGGAACAACAUUUAAGGGAAUGUGAGCACAAUGCUAAGUGUCUUUAAAAGCAUGUUGUGAUGUACACAUUUUGUAAUUACCUUUUCUGUUGUUGAUUUAGCAGCCAUUUGUAAAACAUUCCAGAUAAUUCCAUAGUUUUGAAGCAGCAGUCUAAUCCCUUUUUCACUUUUGGAAGGUAACUUUUCAGCUUAAUGCAUAUUGCCCUCUCCGUAGAGAAGGGGAAAAGGUAUGGGCCUGCCUUACUGAGAGCCAAAUGGCCCAGAGAAGGACUCCAUUCUGGGAAACCUUAUUGCUCUGUAAAAAGCACUCGCCAAACCAGAAAGGUGAUUCCAGAAGGAGUUAGCCAAAAAAAAAGUGCUGUUCAGGUUUUCAGCUUUACGGUAUCUUUGGGCAACUUUUUUUCCACCAGAAGUGACCAGAUGAAAUCAAGAUGGUGAGACCUCUGAGACCAAAUCUUUGUCCCAGCUCUACCCUGUUCCCAGCCGCUCACAGAAUGGAUCAUGUGCCCCUUAUUUUGAGGCGACCACUUAUUUGCUCUCCUGCCUCCUUGAAAGAAAGGAAAGAAAAUUAUGUUUUACCACUGAUUUAGCCAUAUGAAACUCAUCUCAUCACCC
This is a messenger RNA of Kogia breviceps (pygmy sperm whale), 1640 nucleotides long. Its product is annotated as tropomyosin alpha-3 chain. Lineage: Eukaryota; Metazoa; Chordata; Mammalia; Artiodactyla; Physeteridae. Gene Ontology annotation, cellular component: actin filament. The record is from RefSeq and is a predicted model, not a curated record. Gene Ontology annotation, molecular function: actin filament binding. Gene Ontology annotation, biological process: muscle contraction; actin filament organization.